GCUUAGAAGGGCCAGAAACCGCCAUCCUCAGGGCUUAUCGAGCUUAGUUAGGGUUUUUCCGCCGCGAUCGCCGAGGUGCAAACCAUCUGCGAAGAGAAUGCCGUCGCACAAGACCUUCAGGAUCAAGAAAAAGCUGGCGAAGAAGAUGAGGCAGAACCGCCCCAUCCCCCACUGGAUACGCAUGAGGACCGACAACACCAUCAGGUACAACGCUAAGCGCAGGCACUGGCGCCGCACGAAGCUAGGGUUCUGAGGAUGCCCUAGUAGGUGGACUCCCUUCCCUUCUAUAUCAGAUCUUGUUUUCUUCUUGCCUUACUGUUAUCUCCAGGUGUAGUUGAUAUUUGUGGAAUUCUGUUUGCGGAUGGGGGAGUGAUUUUAGGGUGCUUCAUUGGAAUCUGGCUCUAACGAGUUCGGUUUAAAAUCUUAUGAUACUGAACUGUACGCUGCUUCUAUUCCGUGCAAUGUUCUAUUGAUUUCUACUAUGGUUUUUUUGUUGGUUAUGUUAAUGCAAUGAAUCAAAACAUGAGUCCAUAUUUGAUAAUCUAUCUGUUUUAUGUUGUUCGCUUG
This is a messenger RNA of Phoenix dactylifera (date palm), 567 nucleotides long. Its product is annotated as large ribosomal subunit protein eL39z/eL39x. The record is from RefSeq and is a predicted model, not a curated record. NCBI's taxonomy places the organism in Eukaryota, Viridiplantae, Streptophyta, Magnoliopsida, Arecales, Arecaceae. Gene Ontology annotation, cellular component: ribosome; cytosolic large ribosomal subunit. Gene Ontology annotation, biological process: translation. Gene Ontology annotation, molecular function: structural constituent of ribosome.